ACAGAGCCCUGUCUCCAAACAGGGAGCAAGGGAAAAGAGAGCUGCAGGCAGCCGCGGGGAGACAGCCGUGCGUGUUCGUUCUGGGCGAGCUCUGUAGUGAGAUGAGCGCGUGUGCACGCAGGGACGCCCCGUUCCUAUCAGAGGGGACAGAGGCCAGUCCGCAGGACGAUCUCACGUUUAAGACCGACCGCACAGCGCCCUGCAACGCCCCUUCCUGUGUGUGCAUCAGAAGCGACCUGCCCAGAAGGUCCCGUUUCGUAAGAGGCCGCGGUCCAGAUGAGAAGGAUUUUGAUUUCAAAACAUCCCCAGCUUGCCCUGGCUGGGCCUGGGAGGGGCAGAUAACGAACCACAGCGGGCCGAGCGCUUUCACGGUGGCAGUGACGCCAGGUCGAGUGUCGCAAGGCGGAGAGACAGGAUCGCAGAUUGGAGCCAGCCUGGGCAGGAAGGAAUUUCCAGUAAGCAACAGAGAGGCGCUGAGGUGGGACAGGAUCGGCACGGGACUCAGCUGUGACCCCAGGGCGUCCCGUGUCUGGAGCGACAGCACCAUGCCAGGCCCGUGGCUCUCGCCGCCGCUGCUGCUGCUGCUGCUGCCGCCCGCCUGCUGCCCGCGUCCGGCCGCCCCGGAGCUUGGUGUGCCCAUCGGGAACCUCCGGGUAGAGCCGGGCAGCAGGAGGCUGACCUGGGACCUGCUCGGGAAUGCGUCGGGCAUCGAGUGCUUCAAAGACGGCAGCACCUGCCUCAUGGUAAAGCGAGUCCCCAGCACCCAGCCCGGGCUCCAUCCGGGUGGACGCAAGUCGGGGUCAGAGCCACUGGGUCCCACUGCCGACCCAGCUGCGGGCUCAGACCAGGCAUAUGACAAGUACUGCCACUACAGCACGAUGUCCUUGUGCACUGUGACAAACUACACGGUCAAGGUGACCCAGCCGGCGUUCUCAGCUUGGAUCCUCUUUCCUGAGUCAGGUAGCAAUGCAGAGGCAGCAGCCAGGGACUUGAAGUGCAAGAUUUUCGACGGGGGCCCCAUGGUCUGCAGCUGGGCAGUGGGCACCGGGGCCCCGGGAGACGUGCAGUACCAGCUGUCCUGGAGGAACCUUGAAUCAGAGGAGGAGGGCGUGUGUCUCCGUUACAACACGGACGCCCAGGGCAGGAACAUCAGAUGCCAGUUCGAUCAAGUCCGUGCGCUUCCCGAAUUCAUGAUGAUCACAGUGAACGGGAGGAGCAAUGGCUUCCGUGUGCCCUGCACAGACUUAAGCAUCGAGUUGGCAGCCAUUGCAGAGACUCUCCUGCCCCCCAACAUCAGCACCGAGUGCAACCGCACCCACGUGCACCUGUCCUGGCUGCCGCCGCGGAGCCACUUCCGGAACAAUUUCAAGUACGAGCUCCAGACCGAACAGAUCCCGGGCGGCUCUCCGGUCCCUGUCAACAGCCUCAGCACGAACGAGUUCCUCCUGCCCAACCCUGGGCGGUGCACCGUGCGGAUUCGAGCGCGCUAUCGGUCCAACAGGUGGACGGCGUGGAGCCCGCCCCAGGCCUUCGGCUGUGACCGGGAGGAGAGCUCGCAGCAGCAGCGGCUGUGGCCCGCGUCCGUGCUGGCGGCGCUGGGGACGCUGCUCCUGGCGGCGGCGGCCUUGCUCCUCUGCAGGCGCGCGCUCCUCGGCCGGCUGCUGCCCCCGCUCCCGCCCAUGAAGGACCCCCUGGCGGAUGCCCCGCAGCGCGCGCAGCUGAUGCCCUGGGAGGCCGGGCUGGAGGACUGCCCGGUCAGCGAGCUGCAGGUCCUGCGGCGGGAAUGAGGCGGCGACGCGAGACCGAGAAGGAAGGAAGGGGCGACGGCGAGACGCUUGCCCUGGCCUCGGGAGCGGGACAUCACCCCCCCCCCCCAGGGCCUGCAGGAGGCGCGCUCGGGAGGCAGAGGCGGGAG
Messenger RNA from Heterocephalus glaber (naked mole-rat), 1915 nucleotides. It is a transcript of the gene Il3ra, whose product is annotated as interleukin 3 receptor subunit alpha. Gene Ontology annotation, biological process: cytokine-mediated signaling pathway. Gene Ontology annotation, cellular component: external side of plasma membrane; membrane. Gene Ontology annotation, molecular function: cytokine receptor activity; protein binding. The record is from RefSeq and is a predicted model, not a curated record. Lineage: Eukaryota; Metazoa; Chordata; Mammalia; Rodentia; Bathyergidae.